Molecule: messenger RNA, 2754 nt
Organism: Rosa rugosa (rugosa rose)
Lineage: Eukaryota; Viridiplantae; Streptophyta; Magnoliopsida; Rosales; Rosaceae
Product: protein ROOT PRIMORDIUM DEFECTIVE 1
Exons: 4
Coding region: 40-1425 (461 amino acids)
Molecular function (GO): RNA binding
Source: RefSeq, a predicted model, not a curated record
CGAAAACCACCUAAACCCCUAAAACCCAGAACCCCAAAAAUGAACAUCUUCUUCACCUAUUCCUCCCAUUUCCUCAAACCCAACUCCAAAACCCUCCACCCCAUCCCUCUCCUCCUCCUCCACAACCUCACCUCCACCAGACCCAUCUCCAAAUCCACCUCCAUCCCCAAGAAAAUGGACCGCGUCCGCGACCACGGCUACGACAACUACAUGGAAAUCGAGAAGAAGAUCCGCAAAGUCCUCAAAUUCCAGGCCCUCAUUCUCUCCCAGCCCCACCAAAUCAUCCAAGCCUCUCGCCUCGACAUGCUCGCCCGCCGCCUCGGCUUCAAGCAGCACGAGGCCGCCGCCUUCGUCCUCAAGUUCCCUCACGUCUUCGAGAUUUACGAGCACCCGGUUCAGCGCGUCCUCUAUUGCCGGCUGACCCGAAAAGCCCACCUCCAAAUCGAGCAGGAGAAGCGGGCCCUGGCGGCCCAGGUCCCCGACGCCGUGACCCGGCUCAGGAAGCUGGUGAUGAUGUCCAAUACGGGUCGGAUCCGGCUCGAGCAUGUUCGGAUUGCCAGGUAUGAAUUCGGGCUACCCGAUGAUUUCGAAUACUCUGUAGUUCUCAAGUACCCUGAGUAUUUCAGAUUGUUUGAUGCUGAUGAGACUAGGAGUAAGUACAUUGAGGUAGUUGAGAAGGACCCAAGUUUAGCUGUUUGUGCUAUAGAGAAGCUUAGGGAGAGAGAGUAUAGGGAGAAGGGGGUUGAUGCUGAGGAUAUAAGGUUUUCAUUCAUUGUGAAUUUUCCGCCGGGGUUUAAGAUAGGGAAGUAUUAUAGGAUUGCGGUGUGGAAAUGGCAGAGGGUGCCGUAUUGGAGUCCUUAUGAGGAUGUUUCGGGGUAUGACAUGAGGUCGCUUGAGGCGCAGAAGAGGAUGGAGAAGAGGGCCGUGGCGGUGAUUCAUGAGCUGUUGAAUUUGACCGUGGAGAAGAAGAUUACGUUGGAGAGGAUUGCACAUUUUAGAAUGGCGAUGAAUCUGCCGAAGAAGUUGAAGGAGUUUCUUCUGCAGCAUCAGGGGAUUUUCUACAUUUCGACUAGGGGGAAUCACGGGAAGCUUCAUACGGUGUUUCUUAGGGAGGCUUAUAGGAAGGGUGAGUUGGUAGAGCCGAAUGAUUUGUAUUUGGCGAGAAGAAAGUUGGCUGAGUUGGUGUUGAUGAGCCCAAGGAAGGCGAAAAUGGAUAGUGAAUUGGUUAGUUACCAUAGAGACUGGGGAGAUGAUGAGAGGGGGUUCGUUGGAAGAGAAUGUGGUGAGAAUGCUUUUGAAGAUUUUGGGGGUUGCAAUGAUGAUAGGCAGAGGAGGGACUCGAAUGCGGGUGAUGAUUAUGACUCCGAUACAGACGGUGGUUCUGAUAAAACUCUGGAUGAAGAGGAUGUCCGUGUAACGGAUUGAUUGAGACAACAUUUAUUUGCACUUCGAAGCAUCAUAACCAUGGGAGUUGCAAUGUGGUGAUGGUACUAGGAGAUUGAAAGUGAGUGGGACUUUGAUCACCACUUUGCAGGCCAAGGUUUUGAGAUUGAAGGCUGCAGUCACAAGAAAAAGCCACAACGAGGUUCUUUUCUGGGUUUGAUUUAGAUCGUUUCUUUGCUUCGGGAGAAUGGAAAUGUGAAUUCUGGAAAUUACUGUGGGCAGGGUUAAGUAGGAAUUCAAAGAAAAGCAUGCUAAGGCUGGCACAGUGUAUGAUGCAAAGAUUUGGUGGGGGGGGGUUUGUGGCUUAUCAGUGCGCCCGUGGGACAAACUCUGUAUUGAUAAUUAGUGGCAAUAUGAGGGUUAUGGUGCAUCAGAGUUUGGUGGUCGGUGAGCCAUCUGGUUUCGUGUUGAGUGCUGCAACAUCUGUUUGGAUGCCAGUGUCAAGGUCAAGGCUGUUUGGAUGCCAGUCUCAAGGUCAGCUGCCGUCCACUGCAAGCCAUGUAACAGAUUGACAAGGAUCACGGAUGUGGCAAACAGUGUUUCUCUCUUUAAUGCCAAGUGUCUUGAUGUCAAUAACAAUAAUUACAUGCUGAUGUUCCAAGAGACGAGGACGGACGCUUCAGGGUCAGCAGUUGUGUAUGCACUGAUUACUCCAACAAGUUCAGAUAUCAUGAUGGAUGUCGUGUACGAGGGUGGUGAUUCUACUUAUGUAGAUCUCUUACUAUCAGGAUUUGCAAUCCUUCCUUGUGGUACAUCUGACUAUGCCAAAGGCGAAGGAAACGGCUCUGAUGACGGUGGAUGUCUGCUGACAGUUGGAUUCUGAAUCGUGUGUGAUUGGUGGCCAACCAACAUCCAAGCUCACUAUGCAGUCGGUUAAGACUAAAUUGAUCUCAUCUCCCCCACCAUUCAGAAGAUCAAAACUGGCUCUUCAAAUAAAUGAUGGCCCUUGAAAUACAUGAUGUUUAUGACUGUUUAGCAUAGUUUAGUUUACCCUGUCUUUGUCUUUUGUGUUUUGAGAAAAGAAAAUACAGGAGAUGGAUGUAAAGUACAACCUUUGCAUUCAAGGGUUUCGAGUCAAGAACGAACUGCAUUUGGAGUACUGUUUUACGCUGAUACCGGUGCUCUUGCUUAUUAGGGAUUAAUGGUCUGAUUUUAAGCUCAAAAGAACAAAGGUUCGGGUGCGAUAUGUUUAUUGCAUUUGUUGGUUAUACCAUACAGAACUGUGGAAUUGGAGCAGCGGCCACUUGUUUUUGCUAAAUGUUAGUAUUCUCUAUUUUUGUUUGGUUCGUCUACAUCUGGUUUAUUGUAUUG